AUGUAUUCUCCGAAACGGGUUAAGCUGAAUCUCACCAACAAAGUAAGAAAACGACCUGAAACUGAAGAAAAUUGUGAAGAACUUUACCCACCUACAGCUCUUGCUCGAAAUGGAAUCAGUCCAUACUUCAUCGGGAAGCCUCGCCGAAAAGUUAUCUCAAACGAAAGAAAUUCUGAAGCAGGCCCACCACCUCCGUUCCCUCUUCGAAUUCAACGUAAAGUGCCUGAAGAUGAUCCUGAAAGCAUUGUCAUUGACGAAGACGAUGAAGAUAUCACAGAUGUACCUGUUCAAGUAAAACGUGAUCCUCAAAAAACCUACAAUCGUCCUUUUUUUGGCGAAAAGAGCAGUAUAAAUUCUGAAGAAGUAUCCAGUGCUAAGUCCAAAGAAGAAAAACGACGAGAUCCAUUCACAAUGCGAGGUUUCGAUUUUGGAAGUGACGAGAAAGUAGUCAAAAUCAGAGACAAGAUAUGCGAUAUAGUGGACCCGACAGGCUCCAGAAGGUCAGAUCCGAAAUUCAUUCAGCAAAUGCACGAGAAUACAUUGAAAGGCAUCGAGGUGGCGUCUAACCCGGAUUUUAAGAAAAAAAGAGGGCCAAUCAAAAAUCGCGCUGCUAUUCAAUCGACACUGGGCUCCAUAUAUCCGAAUUUCCUCACUGCCAGUGGCCAAGAACCACAGAAAAGCAAAUUCCAAGUACCUCUCGACCGUCAAUCAAGUACACAAUCCAAUAGUUCGAUUCCUCCAACCAGAAAAACAAUUGCACCUGAACUCCCGAAACGAAGCUCAAACUCGUCAUCACUCAUCAAGAAAGCAAUGGGGAUGGACACAGAAGGUGGUGGAAAAGAUGAGAAAAUUGAUGGAUUGAGGGCGGAACCCAGCUUGAAGCACUUCGAUGAAAAUAUAAUUUCGUUGAUCGAAUCUGAAAUCAUGUCGGUGAACAAUGAGAUUGGAUGGGCUGACGUGGCAGGACUGGAAGGAGCGAAGAAAGCACUAAGGGAGAUUGUGGUACUUCCAUUCAAAAGACCAGAUGUAUUCACCGGAAUUCGUGCUCCACCAAAAGGAGUUCUUCUCUUCGGACCUCCUGGUACUGGUAAAACGAUGAUCGGACGUUGUGUAGCAUCUCAAUGCAAAGCCACAUUCUUCAAUAUCUCUGCCUCAUCCCUAACAUCAAAAUGGGUCGGAGAAGGCGAGAAACUCGUUCGUGCACUCUUUUCGGUGGCUCGUUUGAAACUUCCAAGUGUCAUUUUCAUUGAUGAAAUUGACUCGUUGUUGUCUGCGAGAUCUGAGUCUGAACAUGAAUCUUCUCGGAGAAUUAAAACUGAAUUUCUUGUUCAGUUAGAUGGUGUCAAUACCGCUCCAGAUGAACGACUUCUUGUUUUGGGCGCCACGAAUCGGCCACAAGAAUUGGAUGAAGCUGCUCGUCGAAGGUUUCAGAAGAGAUUGUAUAUUGCUCUUCCGGAACCUGAAUCCCGUACCCAAAUUGUUCAAAACUUGUUGAAAGGAACUCGUCACGAUAUAACGGACCACAAUUUGGAGCGGAUUCGACUGUUAACUGACGGCUAUUCUGGAGCCGAUAUGAGACAGUUGUGUACCGAAGCAGCAAUGGGACCAAUCAGAGAUAUCGGAGAUGAAAUCGAAACUAUUGAUAAAGAUGAUAUUCGCGCUGUGACGGUCUCUGAUUUCGCCGAUGCUGCUCGUGUUGUCCGUCCUACUGUCGAUGAUUCUCAACUAGAUGCUUACGCCGCUUGGGACAAGAAAUUCGGAUGCCUGCCUCCGCCACUUCUACAUUGA
Molecule: messenger RNA, 1788 nt
Organism: Caenorhabditis remanei
Lineage: Eukaryota; Metazoa; Nematoda; Chromadorea; Rhabditida; Rhabditidae
Exons: 4
Coding region: 1-1788 (595 amino acids)
Molecular function (GO): ATP hydrolysis activity; ATP binding; microtubule severing ATPase activity
Source: RefSeq, a predicted model, not a curated record